AUGGCUGAAUCCCAGCGUCGUCCUCGCGUCUUUUUUGACAUCCAAAUCGGCGAGCAGAAAGCCGGUCGUGUUGCUCUUGAAUUGUUCAGUGAUGUCGUCCCCAAGACCGCAGAUAACUUCCGAGCGCUUUGCACUGGCGAGAAGGGAGAAGGCAACCAGGGCAAGCCCCUACAUUUCAAGGGUUCGAUCUUCCACCGAGUUAUCAAGCAAUUCAUGAUCCAGGGUGGUGAUUUCACUGCGUUCAACGGCACUGGCGGCGAGUCGAUCUAUGGCGAAAAGUUCCCCGACGAGAAUUUCGAGCUGAAGCAUGACCGUCCCUUCCUGCUUUCUAUGGCUAACUCUGGCCCUGGCACAAACGGAAGCCAGUUCUUCAUUACCACCGUUCCUACUCCUCACUUAGACGGCAAACACGUGGUUUUCGGUGAAGUGCUCAACGGCAAGAGCGUGGUCCGCAAGAUCGAGAAUUUGCCAACUCAGGCCGACAAGCCUCAAUCUGAUGUAACCAUCGCAGACUGUGGUGAACUUACCGGCGACGAAUAUGAAAAUGCGGACAAGCAAGCUCCCGAUGCUACCGGUGACCCAUACGAGGACUUCCCCGAUGACCACCAGGGAGAGGAACUGAGUGCUCCAGUGUGCUUCAAGAUCGCCUCGGAGCUGAAGAAUUUCGGAAACACUGCUUUUAAGAGCGGCGACAUCAACUUGGGUCUCGAGAAGUACCAAAAGGGUCUCCGCUAUCUCAAUGAAUUCCCGGAGCCGGAGGAGGGAGAUCCCAAGGAACUCGAGGCCCAGAUCAAGUCUCUGCGUUUCACGCUCCACUCGAAUUCUUCUCUCCUCGCAAACAAAUUGGGCCAGUUCAAGAAUGCGAAGACCUGGGCUACGUACGCCUUGGAGGUUGCCGGUGCUGCUAACGCAAAGGAUGCGGACAAAGCGAAGGUCUACUAUCGCCGCGCGGUCGCUCAUACCGGACUCAAGGAAGAAGACGAUGCUCUAAAGGACCUGGAAGAGGCUUCUAGCCUGGCUCCUACCGACGCCGCGAUUUCGGCCGAGACAACUAGAGUCAAGAAGGCCAUCAAAGCUAGAGAGGAUCAGGAGAAGGCCACUGCUCGGAAGUUCUUCUCAUAG
This is a messenger RNA of Aspergillus puulaauensis, 1122 nucleotides long. It is a transcript of the gene CPR6, whose product is annotated as peptidyl-prolyl cis-trans isomerase cpr6. The record is from RefSeq and is a predicted model, not a curated record. Gene Ontology annotation, biological process: protein folding; protein peptidyl-prolyl isomerization. Lineage: Eukaryota; Fungi; Ascomycota; Eurotiomycetes; Eurotiales; Aspergillaceae. The transcript is spliced from 5 exons. Bases 1 to 1122 code for a protein of 373 amino acids. Gene Ontology annotation, molecular function: protein binding; peptidyl-prolyl cis-trans isomerase activity. Gene Ontology annotation, cellular component: intracellular membrane-bounded organelle.